Molecule: messenger RNA, 1351 nt
Organism: Trichogramma pretiosum
Lineage: Eukaryota; Metazoa; Arthropoda; Insecta; Hymenoptera; Trichogrammatidae
Gene: Vps24
Product: charged multivesicular body protein 3
Exons: 4
Coding region: 122-778 (218 amino acids)
Biological process (GO): late endosome to vacuole transport; endosome transport via multivesicular body sorting pathway; protein transport
Cellular component (GO): ESCRT III complex; multivesicular body
Source: RefSeq, a predicted model, not a curated record
UCUUGCCGAUAGUCGCCGAAGCAGAUAUAAUACGAUGCGUCAGUUGUACAUAGAAAUAUUUACCUUGUAGUUCGUGUCAAGUGUGUAUCUGCUAAGUAUCCGAGUUUGACAUCUCGUAAAAAUGGGUCUUUUUGGACGAUCGCAAGAGAAAAAUCCUAAAGACAUGGUAAACGAAUGGACGCACAAAUUACGAAAAGAAGGUUAUCAGAUAGAUCGACAGGUUAGAGCAAUACAAAGGGAGGAGGAAAAAGUUAAGAGAUCCAUGAAAGAUGCAGCUAAAAAAGGAGACAAAGAUGUUUGUAAAGUUUUAGCAAAAGAAAUCAUCAGAGCAAGAACUGCUUGCAAUAAAUUGCAUACAUCUAAAGCUCAUUUAAAUUCCGUUACUUUACAAAUGAAAAAUCAAUUAGCUACAAUUAGAGUAGCAGGCUCUGUUUCUAAAUCCACUGAAGUUAUGCAAGCGAUGCAAGCACUGAUUAAAGUACCAGAGGUAGCUGCAACAAUGAGAGAACUUUCCAAAGAAAUGAUGAAGGCUGGUAUCAUUGAAGAAAUGAUGGAUGAAACUUUGUCUUCUAUUGAAGACUCAGAGGAAAUGGAAGAAGCAGCAGAUGAAGAAGUUGAUAAGAUUCUGUGGGAGGUUACUGCUGGACAAAUGGGGCGUGCACCAGAUGUUGUUACUGAUACUCUUGGAGCAUCUACAUCCAAAGAGGAAGCUGAAGAAGUUGAUGAUGAUAAAGAGCUUGAAGAAAUGAAAAAUAGGUUACAAAGUCUUCGUAGUUAAAUUCUAAAACAAAAAUUGAUCCAAACAGUUUUUUUUUAUGCUCUGAUUUACUUAAAGAUGCAACUUUUAUUUCUAUUUUGAUAGCUAAUAAGUCUCAUAAAUAAUAAGGAUAGCUGUGAAAAAAUUUCACCUGCACUAAAGUAUUAAAUACUAAAGUUGUUAAAACGUCAUCUUAAUUUAACUCAGAAGCAUACUUCACAGCCCUGUUUGGAUUUUUCAGUGUAAAACAUGAAAAUAUUAAAAAUGCAGCUGCAUAUUUAUAUCCAUAUAUAAUUCAAUAUUAUACUAAAGUAAUUACAUAUUGAGUCUUUGAUGUCUUUUUAUAUUCAUAAUUUUCAAUUAAAGCAGCAAAACAUAAAUUUAUACAAUAGCUUUUGCAACUACUUCAUUAAUUGCGAGAAUCUACUCUGCAGUGACAGAUGAGUUUUACUCACAAAUGUAAAUAUUGUACAUGUAUACUCGCUUUUUAAGUACACAUAAAACAUAAUGUAUAGGAAAGAUUUAUUCAAAGAUUAAUUUUUAAUAUAUUUUCAAUUGGAAAAUUGAAAGAAAUGUAAUUUUUAUGAAUAUUUC